Molecule: messenger RNA, 1429 nt
Organism: Trichoplusia ni (cabbage looper)
Lineage: Eukaryota; Metazoa; Arthropoda; Insecta; Lepidoptera; Noctuidae
Product: L-galactose dehydrogenase-like
Exons: 7
Coding region: 335-1321 (328 amino acids)
Cellular component (GO): cytosol
Molecular function (GO): L-galactose dehydrogenase activity
Source: RefSeq, a predicted model, not a curated record
UUUCGCUCUUUACAUAAAGUAAACUUCUUUGUUAUUGUUAGAUGCUGCUUUACAAAAAUACAAAAACAGUACUUUGAGAAACGAAACGUACACUAUUUCAAGAGAAUUUAUUCCCUUGCACCUUAUGUUCAGAAUAAACAAUUUUACAGUACAUAGAAAUAUUUGGUCUUAAUUGCAUUUGCACAGAUAAUUAAACUUAACCUAUACAUACAAAAAGGUUUCAUAAACAAAACAAUUACACGUAGCUUAUCAUUGUUCCACUGUUCACGCGUCUUACUAGUCUCGUUAUUAGCCGCGUAUCGUGUUAUUAAUAAUCAUCCUAUUCAUUAUAAAAAUGAGGUAUAAUGAAUUUGGCACAACAGGCAUUAAAACAUCGCAUAUUAGUCUUGGAGGAGCUGCGUUCAGUAAUAUUUAUGGAGCAUUCGAUGAAGAAAGAGGUUUAAAUUUAAUUAGAGAAGCCUUCAAAUGCGGCGUGAAUUACAUCGAGACAGGGCCUUGGUACGGGCAGGGGAGCUCCGAGCGAACUGUCGGGAAGGCCCUGAUUGGGGUCCCCAGGGAGUCAUACUUCAUCGGCAGCAAGGUCGGAAGGUACGAGCUGGUUACAGAGAGAAUGUUCGAUUUCUCAGCCGAGAAGACUGCGGCCGGGGUAGACAGCACUCUAGCCCGUCUCGGACUAGAUUACGUGGACAUAAUACAGGUCCAUGAUUUCACUUUCGCCCCAGACCUGUCCGUAGUCCUCAAGGAGACAUUACCAACACUGCAGAAGGCAGUGGAUGACGGGAAGGCGAGGUACAUAGGCCUCGCAGAUUACGACAUAGAUCUCAUAGCCGAAGUUGUCGAAGAGUCUGAGGUGAAAAUAUCAUCAGUCCUGUCUUACGCCAAGUCCACGCUUAUCGAUAACCGACUGCAGAACUAUACGAAGUAUUUUAAGAGUAAAGGUGUAGGUGUGGCCAACGCAGCGGCUACUGGCAUGGGUCUGCUCUGCAACCACGGACCGCAGUCCUGGCAUCCAGCCAGUGACGACAUCAAAGCCAAAUGCAAGAAGGCUUCCGAUUAUUGUAAAGAACAAAACGUCGAGUUAGCUCGCUUAGCGACCUGGUUCACGCUUAAUCAGCCCGGCAUUGACACAAAUAUAUGCGGUUUCUUUAAUGUUGACCAACUUAAAGACACCGUCGAGUUGCUGGAUAACGGACUGACAGAGCACGAGCAACGAGUGCUUGAUGAUGUUCAAUUAAGAUUUUUCGACAACGUUACUUUACACUGGGACAAUGUGGAGCUGCCCAAAUAUAAAAACGAAUUGAAUGAAGCGAAAGACAAGUAACUUGUUUGAUUUUUACAUUGUAUGAAAGCACAAUUUUUUAUCACUUUUAUAUUCAAGUGUUAUACAAACUUUUUUAAUGUAAAGGAAAAAAAUAAAAGACAAAAUCAC